This is a messenger RNA of Lactuca sativa (garden lettuce), 705 nucleotides long. The record is from RefSeq and is a predicted model, not a curated record. Lineage: Eukaryota; Viridiplantae; Streptophyta; Magnoliopsida; Asterales; Asteraceae.
AUGACAUCCAAAAAUUCGGCUUCACCAUCAGUGGGAUCAACCGCGAGCGGUGUUCAUCAACGGAACUCAGAUGAUAUUGGUUGGGAAUAUGGGUUUUGCCCGGAUAAAAACAAAAUGGAUACAAUGAAAUAUUUGCCAAAAUACAAGGAAAAAGUUGAUAGAUUUGGAUCGGAUCUUGCAAUUAAAGGUUGUAUGGUGAACAAUGCCGACUUUGAUCCGGCAAGAUGGUGGGGACUUUUUGGUGGCUCAACUCCUCAUUUGAAAAGGAUUGCAAUGAGGAUUCUUUCUUUAACUAGUAGUUCAUCGGGUUGUGAAAGAAAUUGGAGCACGUUUGAAGCAGUACAUACAAAGAAACGUAAUAGAUUGGAGACAAAUAGAUUGAACAAUCUUGUUUGUGUUCAAUUCAAGGCUAAUCUAAUGGAAAAAAACAAAAAGAGAAAAGAUAGGACUUUGGAAGUGCUUUUAGCAAAUGAUUCUCAUGCAGCUCAAGAAUGGAUGGUAGAUGGAGAUGAAGUUGACCCCGAAUCAGUGAUGGAAGCAAUUGAUGAAGCUCUUGGGACUAAUAAUAAUCAAGUACCCCGUAAAAGUUCAACACCGAGAGAACUUUUUGAUGAAGAUUUCGAAUCUGACAAUGAGGAGCAAAUGUUUGAAGAAGAUGAAUAUGAGUUGGAUGGAGUUAAAAUAGUGGAAGAACUUGAAGAUUAA